CUCUUAGCACCAAAUCUGCAACUUAGUAGCUUACAUUUCUCAUCAAUGAACACCUUGAAAUCCAUUCAUGUGUCCGAAGAAACCAAUCAAGCACAAAACCUCAACAAUUAUUUUUCUAUGCAGAUGUUAGAUUCAUCUGUCCAAAGUCUAAUAAAAUCAUGGAAGAGAAGGCAAAGAUGGUUGUCUAUUUUCACCACCACAUCAUCAAGCCUAGAAGAUUUGAAUAGAGCAACAUGGCGUACCCAUUUGGCCAAUUUCCUAGAAUCAACAUGGGUUCGUGUGUUUUCAAUCUCAUUGCUCAUUUUAGACCUCAUCAUCACAGUUCUUGAGCUUUCCUCCUCUUUAGUUUCAUGUGACCGGGUCAGAGACGAAUCGAGGAUUGAAGUGUGGUUCCAUUGGAUUGGAAUUGGUAUUCUGAGUCUUUUUUCAGCAAAGACUAUUGCUUUGUUUGUUGGGUUAGGCUCAUCAUUCUUCAAGCACCCAGGGUAUGUUAUGGAUGGAGUUGUGGCAAUUGGGGCUCUAUUGAUGGAAUCAUUCUUGGAGAGGAAAGGUGGCGGUUUGUUAGUUGUGGUGAGUUUGUGGCGGGUCAUUAGAGUGGCAGAGAGUGUGUUUGAGUUGAGUGAUGAGGCCAUUGAAGCUCAGAUUGCAGGGAUAGUUUGCCAGUUUGAGGAACUCAAAGAAGAGAACAUGAGGCUCUUAGAAACAAUACAUGAAAAGGAUAAGAUAAUUGAAAUGCUCACGGUGGAUUUAGAUAAGUGUAGGAGCGGAAACCCUUUCAUAAAUUCAAGAAAAUUUUGAAAUCUACACAGUAUGGUCUUGUUGUACUACUAGUUUUAGCAAAUGAUCUUGCAUCAAGUAACUUUGCCUAACUCUUUAUAUGUUGGUAAGAGAUCACAUGUUUGCUUCUUGAUCAAGUACUAGUGUGUGUUUGAUUCUGUAGUUGGGAAUCCCAUAAUCACUAUACUUAGGAAAAGCUACUUCUCGGGAGAAGCUAUAAAAUGCAACUUAUGAAAUAAUUAUGCUUGGAAUUGUGUGUUUACCGUCAAUUCAAACGUGUUAAUGAUUAGCUGGAAGGAAUGAAGGAACCAAGCUUUUUUUUGGGGUCAAAGUAAGCUAAGCUAAGUGUAAUUGCUUCAAAGCCCAAUAACGAUAAGGGAAAAUUCCAUACCCAGAAAAUGUGAGGGGAAAAUGCUGACAUACUCUAUGAAUUUUGGGUUAUUGUAAAGUCAAAU
Lotus japonicus is the source of this 1232-nucleotide messenger RNA. RefSeq lists its product as uncharacterized. The record is from RefSeq and is a predicted model, not a curated record. Gene Ontology annotation, biological process: proton transmembrane transport. The transcript has 2 exons. NCBI's taxonomy places the organism in Eukaryota, Viridiplantae, Streptophyta, Magnoliopsida, Fabales, Fabaceae. Gene Ontology annotation, molecular function: voltage-gated proton channel activity. The coding region runs from base 46 to 798 and encodes 250 amino acids. Gene Ontology annotation, cellular component: plasma membrane.